AUGGAGGGAACCAUUACUUACGGGGGAAAAACCGAGUGCAUCACAUGUGAUGAAGAGUCUAAUGAUUGGGAGAUAGAUGAUGAAUCAUUGGCAAAUUAUGACUAUGAGGCUGAGUUGGGAGUUAAGGUGGGAGUUAAGGCUAGUGGACAGUGUGAAAGAAGGGACUGUGAGCCUGAAUUGGGAGGUAAAAAUGAUGAGGGAGAUGGUAGUGGUGAGAGUGAUAAUAGUGAAGACAUUGGCUUUGAGCCUAAUUCUGAAGAAUGUGAUAAUGAAGAUGAUGAUCUUAUUUUCACUGAACACAUAAACUCUGAGGCAUGGAGGGCAAAGAAACUUGCUUUGGAGCAGCUGGAAGGAAGCAUAGAGGAACAAUACACACUGUUGUGGGCAUAUGCAAAUGAGGUCAGGAGAUCUAACCCUGAUUCAACUGUGCUGAUUGGGCUGCACCAGGAUCAAACAUUUUCGAGGGUUUAUGUUUGUUUUGCUUCACUGAAGAUGAGUUUUCUAAAUGGGUGCAGAAGG
This is a messenger RNA of Striga asiatica, 519 nucleotides long. Lineage: Eukaryota; Viridiplantae; Streptophyta; Magnoliopsida; Lamiales; Orobanchaceae. The record is from the annotation of a GenBank genome assembly.